Molecule: messenger RNA, 720 nt
Organism: Porites lobata
Lineage: Eukaryota; Metazoa; Cnidaria; Anthozoa; Scleractinia; Poritidae
Source: the annotation of a GenBank genome assembly
AUGGAAUGGCACGUAUCCAAAUCGAGAGGCCACCAAUCUGUUCACGAUAAAGCCCUCACAAUUUUUCAAGAACGAAUUAAGUCUCUUGCUGUCGCUGAACGAGAAAUUGAGAAGGAACGAAUACAAAGUAACAUCGAGCUCAAGACUGAAAAGCGAAAGGUGCAAGAAGAUUUGUUCAACUUAAACAGGGACAGAAAACGGUUUGCCAGAGAAGCCAGAAAUAAGUUACAGUUACACCAACUUCCUUGUUUGGUCAGUAGGGAGAAAACGUUUCAAGGAUUAUCUGUUAGAGAUAAACAGAAAUUACUUCGGUCUUUUAGUACUGAGAGAUCAGCGGACACAUUUCCCUCGAUAACUUGCACUGACGCGAAUGUACCACAGAUUAUGAAAAGGUCUAUUUCGAGGGAAUCGCAGUUUCAUAACUGGGUGAUUGGUUUUCCAAGGAUUAAAGAUUCGUCCUCUAAGCGAACGUUGCGAAAUAAAAAGCUAGCUAAGCAGGGAACGAAACAUGAAAACAGCGAUGCAGGAGCGGUGAAAAGACAUUCUAAGGUUGAGAAUAUUGUUUUCAAUGUCCCCGUGACAUUAACGAAUGGAAAAGCUUCAGCGAGGCAUGAUCAAGUGCAAGUCAGUCAUCAAAAGCGAAGGAAAGGGGUUGCAACAAGCUGGAACGUGAAAAAUGAAAAGCUACCAAAACUCAAAGAUAUACUCGGAAAAGAUUGA